UACCUAGUACAUUAGUUUUAGUAUUCGUGCCUUUGAGAAAACAUUCAGUCGCGUAUUCUGUGCAGUGCAACCAUUACAUCGCUCAAACACCUUUUUCAACUACCGACAAAGCUAUUAAAUUUUAAAGUACAAAUUUCUGGCUCAGAAUGGAUUUUAAACGUCCUGGAUUUUUUACUGCGCUCAUCAUCUUUGUGUGUUCUGGGAGUGCCGUGCCGUUUUUAUCGUCCCCAUACGAAGAGAAUUCGAAAGAUUCUCUUUCUCCAGUGACACUCGAACCACUGGUACUUAAAAAUCAAUGUGGACUUUUACCAUGGCCUAGCCAAUCAUACCUCAGAAGCUUAGUUGAGGAAAGCAAGUGCUACGUUGACAAGACGGAAUGCUUGUGGAAAAUGGUCAGGAGGCCACAACCGUUUUGGUUCCUGUCGCGCCCUCGGCGUUUCGGGAAAAGCCUCUUGGUCGACACUAUGGAGUCAUUCUUUGAAGGCGAAGAAAAGCUAUUCGUCGGUACCAAAAUCUAUUCGCAUUAUCUUGGCAAGGAUUGGCCUAAACAUCCGAUGGGUUCGUGCGACUUAGAGUCGGACGCGGCGCGGAGCCUCUUCGUGGACCGCACCCGGUGGGUCAAGAUCUUCUACGACUUCCACAACCACCCUGCUCAGCCCCUCUUCGUCUCGGCCCCGAGCGGUGCCGGCAAGACGGCCCUCGUCGACAUCAUGGAUCGCUACUUCCGCGUGGAGGUCGACGAGAACCACCGCCCGCGCCCACAGAAAGAGACGUCCGCCUACCGCCUCUUCACCGGCGUCUACGGCUCCCGCGGACGUCAUUUCGUCGUCAUGAACGAGAGCUACUUCUUCGACGAGCACAUCGCCGCGUACCCCGUCGUCAGACUGGACUUCUCCACCCUCCACGCUACCACCCUUGACGCCUUCUUGCGGAGUGCCGUCUCCAUGGUUCAGGGUGUCGUCUCUGCCUACCCUUACGUGUCGUCGAGCCUCCAGAACCUAGGAACAACGCCCGGAGACUCCAGUCUCGCUGGCCGGAACCUGACGCGCGACCUACACGACUACUUCAAGAAAAAAUGCGUGGUUCUGAUCGAUUCCUUCGACCACCCGGCCACCACCCUGUUACGCAAUUCCACCCCCGACGCGUUCAAGAUCCGGUCCUGGCUCGCGGGGUUUUUGGACCAAUUGCUCCGCAAGAACAAGCACCUGGAGGCAGGCUUCCUCACGGGGCGAUCCCGUCUCGGUGAGGUCUACGCUUCUAAUAACACCGUCUACAAAAGCUUCGUCAAUAGCGACUUGAUCGGUUUCUCAUUCGGCCUGUCACCCGACCAUGUGAAAGAUCUUUUAAAGGGCUACAAUAGCAGUCUAACCAUCGACCAGCUCGCUCGUGAAUUCUGCGGGUAUAGCAUCAACGCCACCGACCUCAGAGCCUAUCCUACGGGAUCCGUUAUCAGGAGUAUAGAGUCCGGGAAAAUCCUGGAGACCUGGAAGCCUGGUGUCUCCACCGAUCGGUUCGUCCAGGCGUUCAGGUUGGACGCAGCUGGUGGUCACAUACUAACCGCCCUUCGGGGAGGGGCUGUCGUGCUUAAAUUGGCCAAACGCGUGCAGUUCGAAGACUUGGAGGAACUGCGAGAGUACUUGGACGGUGUUAACGACAAGAGAUUUAAAUACCGACAGAGGUCGACCCCUCUUUUCUUGCAGUACCUCUACGAGCUCGGGUACUUUACCAACAUCUUCGAGGAGCUGGGAGGCUAUGGGAAUCUGCGUGUGCCUACUUUGGAAAUUGCGCAUAACUUGAAAUCCAUGCUCAUGAAGGCCUUGGCAGGGGAGUUUAUUUUCAAUAAGGCACGUCUUGCGAAACUGAAAGACUCUGUCGGGAACCUUGAUGGGUCCAGGAAGUCGUGCGAGGGGUUUCUGGAUGCUGCUCUGGCGGUGGUCAAGCCGUAUUUGAGCGACUGCAGAUUGCGGGAGAACAUCUUGGUUAUCCUCUUCUACGCAGUUCAGUCUGUUGUUCCAGAUGUGCUGGAGGAGGUUCUGGUCCCCGGUGGGGUCGGUUUUGAUGAAAUGGGGCAGGAAGUGGGGUACUUUUUGGGGUUCGCAGACACACUUGUGAUCCCGGUCAAACGGGUUGGGGUCAUUAUUAAUCAUAAGGUUUGCGGAACAGCUUUCGAAGCUCUGAGGCAAGUGUUCGAGAUGGAGUAUAAUAAACUUAUUUCGAAUUCCUCAAGGCAGGUUUUUAUUGGGUUGAGUUUUGAUACUAUAAGCAAGAAGAUGUCAGCUACUUGUUUGAAAGAUAGCACAACACUUACGCUUGCGUUUAACAUGACUGUUGGAGGCGAGUCUAAAUUGUGAGGUACAGAGAAGUAGGGCGACUAGUUGGCGAUACGAAGGAUCUCUCUUAGUUUGAGUGUUGAACCCACUGUCACUAUCAGGAAAACUAAAACACUAUUACUCUAUCAUUCGUGGAAAAUUACAAAUCAUGCAAUCAUCAAUUUCAUUUUACUGUUGAAGGACGAUUUGAAUCCAGAGAGGUAAUUAGUGGCAAACAGAUGGUAAAGAAGAAUUUUUGCUGGUUUGAGCUAGAACUACUGGAAAGUGUUUUGUAGUAUAGAUAGUGGACAUUUUACGCAUCCUUUUUAACCCACAUUUUUUCUUUUUUUUCUCCAAAAUGUAACUUUAUUGUUUCAAAUAAUACAAUUUCGUUAGAAAUGUCACAAUCGUUACAUUAAUUUGCAGAGAGUAUUAAGUAUUUAUAUGUCCCUCUGCUUCUGCAUCGUAAGAAGGCGAACCUAUACGAUUCUGCUUGCUAAAACAGCAUUAAACGGAAAUAAGAAACCCAUUGAAGGGGCAAAUAAAAACAAAUUAUGUUGAGCUUACAUCAGCUCUAGAGAAAUCAUCCUGUAGAAUAUCAAAUAUAAAUUUGAAAGGCUACAAUAAAAGUAAAAUACUUUAAAUAAUGUUAUUUUAACCAUUUUUGUAAUACCCCAUUAAUACAUUUAAUACAAUAGGACGCAAAGUCACAACAGCCGAUUAAACUGCAUGGGAGGAGUACUCAUCCAUGAGGCAGGGGGAAAAGAAAACCAGUACAGAGACGAAAAGUAAGGUAAGGUAAAAAAGUCUCCCUUGGUGUUUAUCUCCAUUUGAAAAGUUCCUCCGUGAUGUGAGCUAUGAAUUUUUGUCCCAAAGAUACCCACAUAUUAGAGGAGAAGAUGUAAAAUAAGCGGAGUGAAAAUGUCCUUUUGAAGCAGAAAGUCUUUUUAAAGGUUGUCAGAUUUCGUAACAGGAAUUUUCUACCCUGUUUGUAAAACAUAGUCUUUAAAUUUGAAAAAAGAAGAAGCGGUGAACUCCAACGCAAUGUGUUAAUAGGGCGUGUCGGUAACUCAUGCAGCAACCUGAGUGGUUUUCAUUUACAGGGAUUUUAUUGUAGGUAAGAAACACAUGAAGGGAAUAAUGCACGCUGUUCGACAAUUGGUGUGACAAAUCGUGCGUAGAUACGUUUAAAGAUAUAAUUGAUUCUGGCACGCUGAUCUUUUCAUAGGAUCGAUUCUUUCCCCUGUGAAGCGGGUUGAAGAAUCAGUUCCUUUCCAUAAUUUUUGCGUUUACAUAAGAUAAUUUGGCUUAUAGUUUGGUAGACCUAUCACUUUAAAGGCCAUUAAUCCUUCGGAGUCAGGCUAAGCAAAAAAAAAAAAAAAAAGGUAGAGUCAGAAAUACCCAUAGCAAAUAUUCCUUCCAUUUUCAAAAAAUAUACUCUGAACGGAUCUUGAAGCUGAUCCUCGAUUUGACAAACUUUGAUAAAUGGAAAUAGAGUAACAAUAGAAUUAAUAAGAAUAGAAGAUAAGAAGACAAUAGAAUUGGAAAUGAAUGGAGAGUGAGCCAGUAUUGUAUAUUUCAUUCGGAUGGACAUAUUAAUAUUUGAACGAAGAACUGUCAAAAAUUCAGAGAGCCCUGUUUAUGGUUGUUAGGUGAAGUGCCUUUGCAGACACUUAUUUGGCUUCAAGGAGAAUGUUGCGCGUGUUGAUUUGAUAUUUAAUGGAUUUUUUUUUUUUUUUUUUUUUUUGGUAACUUUACAACUUUAUGCAAGGACCUAAUCUAGUCAACCCCCGAGAGAUAUACUACCAAGUGAGUAAAAAUAAGCCCCCCUCCCCCUCAUGUCCACAACUAAGUUUGAGAGCAAUGGGGAAUUUCACCCCUGAACGCACUCCGACGGCAAUUGUGACCUUACCAGAUAAAGUCGGCCCGUAGUUACCACCAUUCGUUCAAAAAGAGGGAGGGGUAAGAAGAACCUAAUAUGUGUAGAAAUGAAAUGUACUAACAGUGGUGAUUAGGGCUGGAGUACAGCUAACUACUUCUGAUUAAUCGGAUGUAAGCAUUUAAUUUUUACUCUAAUUUACUUUUGAGUCAGUUAUGUGGUUGCGGCCGAAGGAGACGUGUUUACGGUUUCUGUCGUAGCAGACAGGCAUAAGGGACAAGUCUUAUUUUUUUCCUCACACAGGUGACACAUUUCUCCUCAUUCUUACACUCUCCGAUUUUAUGGUUACUCUGACCGCAUUUUAAACAUAGUGGAUCUUUACUGCUUUUUGGACUUAUUUUAGUAGAGAGAGUUUUUCAAGGCAAUUAAGCAUGGUGAGACUAAGAUUAUAGGCUUGGCGAGUGCCCUACAUGAGGGCUAUGUCGGGUAUAGGGAAUUAAUUUAAAUCUGAAAAGAAAACUAUUAAAACAGCCGUGGCAACAGCCAAAGAUGAAGCGAGGGAAGUGGUCUUGUGAUGCAAUUGCAAAGUUUUAAGGCGUGGAUAUUUUAUGCAAAAGUAGGCAAGCUGGUUGAAGAAGAUGGAAAUACAUUGCUGUGCGCUGCGCCGAACCUUGAAGAAACGCUGAAAAUAACGAAUAUAUUUUUCUUUUCUUUUUUUUUUACUGGAAAAGAACAAUUCACAAAAGGGAGGAACCGCGUACUUGCAUUACGUCCCCCUAGAAUUCAUUACAAUGGUUAUACAAACUUUGUAACUUCAAAAUAAUUGGUCAAAAACAAUUUUGGGCGUGAACAGUUACUUAAAAUGCUACUUCACUUACUAACUAAAGGGUCAUGUAUAUGAGUCCCUCUAUUAACUACUGACUCGAAUAUAAGUAUAUGUUAGAACAACUUGCACACAAGUGCUUAAUGUUGAAAAAUGUUUCCCUUUAUCUUUAGGGGAGGAAUCAGAACUACUCUUACUGUUUCUAAUUUUCUUAUUGCCUUUACGCAACAUACUACGUACUUUAUAUCUUUAUUUUCAUAACGAACAUAUUAAUUGACGGCUUUCAAAAACGGAUAAUCAAAGUUUACAUUUCAACCUGACAUAAUUUUUAUUAUAUAUCUUACUCAGUCGUUGGGGUGGUUCGCCCUGAAAAAUUCGUAUAGUUUUUUGCCUUCCCGAAAUAAUGCAAUCCUGAAGCCAAUAGUCCACCUAUUAUCUUAAUAUCGAAAUUGUGUUCAUGCAAAUACCUGUUAAUUAUUAUUUCUGGUCAGAGAACUAUCUUUCUAGAGCCAAAGCAACAUGGUAGUUUAAUUUCCCAGAUAACUUUCCAGCCGAACCCCGCAGCCUGCUGGAUAAGGUACUGCGAAACGGAUGGGAAUCAAAUGGGUAUUAAAGUGACAUAUUUCCGCGGAAAUUCUCCACUUUUUCUAUUUUCUAUUUUUCUGUUUUCCCUUUUUCUAAUAUGUGGAAUAAUAUGGACAUCAUAUGUGAAGAUAGAAAUAAGCAAUCACAAAAUACAUUUUUUUAAUAUU
This is a messenger RNA of Bemisia tabaci, 5763 nucleotides long. RefSeq lists its product as uncharacterized. NCBI's taxonomy places the organism in Eukaryota, Metazoa, Arthropoda, Insecta, Hemiptera, Aleyrodidae. The record is from RefSeq and is a predicted model, not a curated record.